AAAGUUUAGCAGGUUUGCUUAUACUGAUAGCACGCAAUCGCUGUAUUUUACUGCUGUGCUUUUACCAUGUGACCGCAAAACACCUUUAUACCGGGUAUAAAGUCCUGUGUGGCAAGUUAUAAAAAACUCGUCUUUUUUCAGUUUCUACUAGUUGAGACUGGAGACAUCUACCACCACUGUCUUUGCAAGUUAUAAAAACCUGGUCUUUUUUUCAGUUUCUACUAGUUGAGACUGGAGACAUCUACCACCAUGUUCUUUGCAAGUUAUAAAAACCUGGUCUUUUUUUUUCUGUUUCUACUAGUUGAGAUCUAAGACCUCUACCUAUUUCACGUACAGUUUGGAAUCGAGCGCAGAAACACACAGGAGCAUGGACAGUGCGGUGCACGACAAUGUUAAGAAAUACUACGGAAAACGUUUGCAAAAGUCUGAAGACCUGCAAAGCAAUGCUUCGUGUAGCAGAGGCUGCCGGCCCAUGCCUGACAGUGCCAGAGAGGCUCUGAACCUGGUCCAUCCCGAUGUCUGUGCACGGUAUUUCGGCUGUGGGCUGGUGGUCCCGGAGAGUCUGGAGGGCUGUAAGGUCCUGGAUUUGGGCAGCGGCUCUGGACGAGACUGCUACAUCCUCAGCAAACUGGUGGGGCAGACUGGCCAUGUGACCGGAGUGGACAUGACCUCUGAAAUGAUCUUGACUUCACGCAAAUAUCUCCAGUACCACCAGGAAAAAUUUGGAUAUGAGAAAGCGAAUACUGACUUUGUUCAAGGCUAUCUGGAGAGUCUGGGAGAGGCUGGCAUCCAGAGUGACUGCUGUGAUGUCCUGAUCUCAAACUGUGUAAUAUGUCUGUGUCCUGACAAGAGGGCAGUCCUUCAGGAAGCACAUCGGAUUCUCAAGGAUGGUGGAGAAUUUUAUUUCAGCGACAUGUAUGCCAGCAAGGCUGUACCUGAAAGUUUAAAACAGGAUCCAGUUGUGUGGGGAGAGGGGAUGGGAGGAGCUCUCUACUGGAAGGAUUUGAUUUCUGUGGUGAAGGAGCUGGGGUUCAGCACACCAUACCUGGUUACUGCAAGCAAGAUCUUGGUCCACAACUCUGAAAUUCUGAAAAAAACAGGGGAUAUCGCUUACGCUUCUGGGACGUACCGUUUCUUCAAAUUGCCCAAAAGCAGAACUAACAAGAAAGCAGUGGUGACUUACAGAGGAACGAUCCCUGACUAUGCAGAACAGCUGGACUUCGACGUCCUUCACGUGUUUAAAAAAGGUGAAGCUGUGUCAGUCGAUGCAGAGAUGGCUGCUGUUCUGCAAUUCUCUCGGUUUGCUCCUCAUUUCACUGUUCAGAGCUCUGAUAACACAAGUGCUAGUGAGGGGGAGACUCAGCAGUAUUGCCACCUCAACCCCUUCCUCCUUGCUGAUAGGCUGGGCACAUCAGUACAGAAGAGUUCCAAACCCGGGCCGUGUGACAAGAAGGAAGGGGCGGGCGCUCCCUGAGAAGCACCGAACACAGAGAGGCCCCUGACAUCACUUCACACUACAUGUCCUGCGCCUGUUUUAAAGCCCACGGUUCACAAGCAUUGUACUGUAAAUUGCAUUCCUGAUUUGGCUCAUUGAUUUGUACCACUGCUGUGUUACUGAAGAGGUGUUCUUACACAACCCUAACUGAAAACACAAUGGGGAGCAAGUUUAAUAUCUACAAACACGACACCGUGGUCUGUAUCCACGCAGCACUGGCGUGUCUCAGGGGCUGAUGUGAUUCACCUGCACUCUGCUCCUUCUCUAAACUCAAGUGAAAAACAGCAGCCAGCAGAGUCCUACAAAAGUGAAGCGCUUUCCCACGUGACACGCUAGACUGCUUGCACACGUUUGUUUCUAGAAUAGUAAUACUGCUAAUAAUAUAUCCAGCAUGCUGUGGCUCCUAUAGAAGGUAAUGAAUUAGUGCAGCAGGAAGGAUAAUUUAGGAACUAUAUAACAGUAGAUAACCGUGUAUAGAACACCGACCCCAGACACAGUCUGAGCACCUCGGUGGGUAGUCUGGUGACACACUGUGGGUGUAAUGUGUAAAAUAUUGAGAUGUACAAUAUACACCCUUUGCUUUAACGA
Acipenser ruthenus (sterlet) is the source of this 2083-nucleotide messenger RNA. RefSeq names its product arsenite methyltransferase-like. Lineage: Eukaryota; Metazoa; Chordata; Actinopteri; Acipenseriformes; Acipenseridae. The record is from RefSeq and is a predicted model, not a curated record. Gene Ontology annotation, molecular function: arsenite methyltransferase activity. Bases 368 to 1474 code for a protein of 368 amino acids. The transcript is spliced from 10 exons. Gene Ontology annotation, biological process: toxin metabolic process; arsonoacetate metabolic process. Gene Ontology annotation, cellular component: cytosol.